This is a messenger RNA of Prunus mume (Japanese apricot), 2159 nucleotides long. The record is from RefSeq and is a predicted model, not a curated record. NCBI's taxonomy places the organism in Eukaryota, Viridiplantae, Streptophyta, Magnoliopsida, Rosales, Rosaceae.
GCGAAACGGGUCUGGUUUGCCUGCACCCUCGUCUCCCUUAUCUUCCACCUUGAAAUGCCGUUCUUUCACCUGAGAUUGACUGCUUCACACUCAACUCUCAAUCAUGUUCCGCUGUUUGGUUAUGUGGUGGAGCCCACUCACUUCCCACAGAACACACAGCAUUUGAAUUAUCAUUUACCUGUUUUGAAGAAUUGGCCUCCCUUGUAUACUUUUGUUCAUUCAUUCCCUAGAUUUCAUUCUUUGGGAAACAUGCACAUCAGUGCUGACAUGGCUGAGAAAUUUGAUAUUCUCAAUGUCUGCCAUUCUAUACUUGGCAUGAAUUCAUAUGAGAAGCAAAGCUCGAUCGGGGAGGUUCAAUCAAUGCAUCAUACUGACUCUCCAGACAGUAUUAGCAAGGAAGAGAAGGAAAGACAGAGACGAAAAAAAAUAGGACUAGCCAACAAAGGGAGAGUACCAUGGAACAAAGGCAGGAAACAUAGUUCGGAGACUUGUGAGCGAAUCAAACAGAGAACAAUAGAAGCCUUAAAAGACCCCAAGGUUAGAAAGAAGAUGUCUGAGCAUCCCCGGCCUCAUAGUGCCCAGUCCAAGGCAAAAAUGCGUUCUUCACUUAGACGUGUUUGGGGACAGCGUUUAAAAUGGAAACGGUUAAGGGAGAAAUUAUUUCUGUCAUGGGUUGAAAGCAUAGCAGAGGCGGCUAAGAAAGGUGGUAGCGGACAGCAAGAGCUCUGUUGGGAUAGCUAUGAGAAGAUAAAGCAAAAAUUACAUCUCCAAGAGCUUCAGCGGGCUGCUGAGAAGAAAAAGGAAAAGGCAAAGGAGAGGGCAAAGAAAAGAGCAAUGACAGCAGAACAGCGCGAGUCCAAGGCAAAAAUGCGUUCUUCACUUAGACGUGUUUGGGGACAGCGUUUAAAAUGGAAACGGUUAAGGGAGAAAUUAUUUCUGUCAUGGGUUGAAAGCAUAGCAGAGGCGGCUAAGAAAGGUGGUAGCGGACAGCAAGAGCUCUGUUGGGAUAGCUAUGAGAAGAUAAAGCAAAAAUUACAUCUCCAAGAGCUUCGGCUGGCUGCUGAAAAGAAAAAGGAAAAGGCGAAGGAGAGGGCAAAGAAAAGGGCAAUGACAGCAGAACAAGUUAAAGAAAAAAAUAUGGCAAGGAUUGCUCGUGAGAGGAGAAAAGAUGGAGAAGUCUAUGAAGAUACUGAAGAGUUGACAGUUCUUCAAGGGCGGAAUUGUAAGCAGAGAUUAAUGACGUUUGAAAGAAAAACUUCAACAAAUGGACAAGAUGCUGCUCGAGGGGGCAUAGUCAUGUCGCAUAUCUCAGCUUUUGAGAAACUGGAUCUAGAGCUUAUAAAGAGAGAAAAAAUGCAGAAAGAAUUUUCAUUUGCAGACCAGAUCAGAGCUGCCAAAAACAAAAGAAUGGAAUUAACUAUGGAAGCCUCAUCCUCUGUUCAUGCAGCCAACAAGAAACCAGGGGAGUAUGCUUAAAUUUCCACAUUCCUAGCAGCAGUUGAAAUAGAGGUAAGAGGUGUAUGGAGGGCAACUUUUUUUCUUCUUUAAAGAGGGACAAUUUGCUUGUUUUUCUGUAGCUUAAUGUUCAUUUGUUGAUGGUUUGUAGGAAGAGAAACCAUCACUCUUGGACGCAUUUUUCCAACUAGUCGCAAGUGUCCGGUCAUUUGUUUUCAGGGCUUCAUUCCAAUGUUAUAUGGAAGAGGUCCAUCUGGCGACAGUGCAGUGUUUUUAUGUGAAAAAUUUGUUAGGUGAAUUUGUCAUGACCAGAAAUUAUAUCAUCCGCUUUCAAGCACAGGAAAUAUCUGAUUUGCCUUGCCAAUAUCCAUGCUGGUUGUGAUAUUGAUUUUAGACAGUCGAGUUAAAUUGCAAAUGUCUUACAACUUGUUUAUUGCAGAGUUGUUAUAAGCUGUAUAGGAUGUGUCAUGAUUUUUUAACAGUAGUAAAAAACCUCACGGAUUUGGUUCUUCUCUUUUAGUUUGUAAACAAUUUUAUUGUUCUGCAGGGGUUGUAUGAUGAAUUCAAACUCCACACAAUAGAGCCCCAAGGUUUUGUAAGUUAGACAUGUUAGAAAGGAAACCAUAAGUUCAGAGAUUUGUAGUUUGUUUUCUCCGAAAUAAAUUGGACAGCAGCAUCAUAUAUUAUCUUUUCUUUUCUUCAAA